Molecule: messenger RNA, 882 nt
Organism: Lasiodiplodia theobromae
Lineage: Eukaryota; Fungi; Ascomycota; Dothideomycetes; Botryosphaeriales; Botryosphaeriaceae
Exons: 2
Coding region: 1-882 (293 amino acids)
Biological process (GO): secondary metabolic process
Cellular component (GO): cytoplasm
Molecular function (GO): carboxy-lyase activity; hydrolase activity
Source: RefSeq, a predicted model, not a curated record
AUGUUGAACUGUCCUAUUGUCGAUGUCUGGGCCAACCCCACUGGUAACCCCAUACCAGAAAUCGCCCGUCUCUUCGCCUACAGCCAUGCAAAUCCCGACUACACUCGCCGCCAACUCACCCCCGACGAGCUCAUCGCCUUGAUGGACGACGCCGGCGUGGCGCAGAUCUGCCUUGCCGCGUGGCACCGCCCCGGCCAGACCAUCUUCUCCAACGCCGCCGUCGCCGAGUACACGCGCGCGUAUCCAACCCGCAUCUUCGGCCUCGCCUCGGUCGACCUCCUCGGCGACCUAGUCGCCGCCGUCAGAGAGCUCGACCACUACGUCACCACCGAGGGCUUCAAGGGCCUACGCAUCGUCCCCUGGCUGUGGAACCUGCCGCCGAACGAUAAGCACUAUUUGCCGCUGUACGUCAAGUGUAUCGAACUCGAUGUUCCAUUUUGCACGCAGAUUGGACAUACCGGCCCGCUAUGCCCGAGCGAGGUCGGUCGGCCGAUUCCGUAUGUGGACGAGGUCGCGCUCGCGUUUCCGCGGUUGAAGAUCGUGUGUGGGCAUUUGGGAUACCCGUGGACGGCCGAGGCGGUGGCGGUCGCGUGGAAGCAUGAGAAUGUCUAUCUUGAUACGAGUGCUUGGUCGCCUAAGUUCUACCCCCCGGAGUUUCUGACGUUUGCGAAUACGACGGGGAGAAAGAAGGUCAUGUUUGGGACUAACUUUCCGCAGUUGGAAUGGAAGGAGUGUGUUGAGCGCGUUGGUACGCAUCUCAUAGAGGGGGAGGGCGGGUUGAGAAAGGAGGUUGUAGCAGACUUUAUGGGCGGCAAUGCGAGAAGGGUAUUCAAGUUGCCAGAUGUUGGCGUUAGUGGGGUGAAGUCGAAAGCUCUACUAUAA